Molecule: messenger RNA, 2286 nt
Organism: Glycine soja
Lineage: Eukaryota; Viridiplantae; Streptophyta; Magnoliopsida; Fabales; Fabaceae
Product: NADP-dependent malic enzyme-like
Exons: 20
Coding region: 145-2070 (641 amino acids)
Biological process (GO): malate metabolic process; pyruvate metabolic process
Cellular component (GO): chloroplast
Molecular function (GO): malate dehydrogenase (decarboxylating) (NADP+) activity; malate dehydrogenase (decarboxylating) (NAD+) activity; NAD binding
Source: RefSeq, a predicted model, not a curated record
UCUAGCUUCCUUCUCUCCUCUCCGGGCACUAUCCAUCUCAAAAACAGAGGAAGAGAAAAGAAAGGAUAGCAUAUUAGCAUCCCCUGAAGACUCUCUUCUCUCCCUACCGCAACUCUCUCUCUGUCACACACUUGUUUCCUCAUCAUGUUCUCCUCCAAUGCAUACUCCUUCAUGUGCAAGCCGGGCAUAGGUGGGUGGUCUUCGUGCAGCAACUUGUCUGCUUCACAGAGGAAGCUUUUGGGUUCUUCUUCGAGAAUCACGUGUUGUGCUCCAACCAAUAGCAAAAGCCACGGCGGCGUUGUCAUGGAGAAUGAGACAAAUGGCUCUUCCACGGUGGACGACUUCGACGUCAACCCCAUCCCCAGCGGCGGCGUUCGGGAUGUGUACGGCGAGGACAAGGCCACUGAGGAUCAGUUUGUGACUCCCUGGAGUAUCUCUGUUGCUAGUGGAUAUUCUUUGUUGAGAGAUCCACACUACAACAAAGGACUGGCCUUCACUGAAAAAGAGAGGGAUGCUCACUAUUUGCGUGGCCUUCUUCCCCCAUCAGUUAUUUCUCAGGAAACUCAGGUGACGAAAAUGAUCCGACAUAUACGCCAGUAUGAAGUUCCAUUGCACAAGUACAUAGCAAUGAUGGAUCUUCAGGAGAGGAAUGAAAGGCUGUUUUACAAGCUUCUACUUGAUCAUGUUGAGGAGUUACUCCCAGUUGUGUAUACUCCAACUGUUGGUGAAGCUUGUCAGAAAUAUGGGAGCAUCUUCAUGCAUCCUCAGGGUCUUUAUAUAAGUUUGAAGGAGAAAGGGAGGAUUCUUGAAGUACUAAGGAAUUGGCCUGAGAAGAACAUUCAAGUCAUUGUUGUAACUGAUGGAGAGCGAAUUCUGGGUCUUGGGGAUCUAGGUUGUCAGGGGAUGGGAAUACCAGUAGGAAAACUUUCUUUAUAUUCAGCACUUGGUGGAGUUCGUCCUUCUGCUUGCUUGCCUAUUACCAUCGAUGUGGGUACAAACAAUCAGAAGUUGUUGCAUGAUGAAUUAUAUUUUGGGCUCAGGCAUAAACGAGCAACUGGGCAGGAAUACACUGAACUUCUGCAUGAAUUUAUGAAUGCAGUCAAGCAAAAUUAUGGUGAAAGAAUCCUCGUUCAGUUCGAAGACUUUGCAAACCACAAUGCUUUUGAUCUACUUGAAAAAUAUAGAUCAACACAUCUUGUCUUUAAUGAUGAUAUUCAGGGAACAGCAUCAGUGGUCCUUGCAGGAGUAGUUUCUGCUCUAAAAUUGGUUGGGGGAGACUUGACUGAUCACAGGUUCUUAUUCCUUGGUGCUGGAGAGGCUGGCACGGGAAUAGCAGAACUCAUAGCACUUGAAACAUCAAAACGGACAAAUGUCCCCCUAGAUGAAGUGCGCAAGAACAUUUGGUUGGUGGACUCAAAGGGUUUGAUUGUGAGUUCCCGUAAAGAAUCACUUCAACAUUUUAAGAAGCCAUGGGCUCAUGAACAUGAACCUGUUAAGGAACUUGUAGAUGCUGUUAAGGAAAUUAAGCCAACGGUGUUAAUUGGAACAUCAGGACAAGGGAGAACUUUUACUAAAGAUGUUAUUGAAGCUAUGGCUUCCAUUAAUGAGAAACCAAUUAUUCUUUCUCUUUCCAACCCAACAUCACAGUCGGAAUGCACUGCUGAAGAAGCUUAUACUUGGAGCCAGGGACGUGCCAUUUUUGCUAGUGGGAGCCCAUUUGCCCCCGUUGAAUAUGAUGGAAAAGUGUUUGUGCCUGGCCAGGCUAAUAAUGCAUACAUUUUUCCUGGAUUUGGUCUUGGUUUAAUAAUGUCUGGGACCAUUCGAGUGCACGAUGACCUGCUUCUGGCAGCUUCUGAGGCUUUGGCUUCACAGGUGACCCAGAAGGACUAUGACAAGGGACUCAUAUACCCACCAUUCAGCAACAUCAGAAAGAUUUCAGCACGCAUUGCUGCCAAUGUUGCUGCUAAGGCCUAUGAGCUUGGCUUGGCCACUAGCCUUCCUCAACCAAAAGAUUUGGUGAAGUUUGCUGAGAGCUCUAUGUAUACACCACUCUAUAGAGGCUACCGGUGAAGUGAAAAUAAACCAUUUUUCAAUUUUUUGGGUUUUUUUUUAUUACAAAAUGUUUUUUCUUACUUUUCUGCCCAAGUUAUUGUAUUUGGUGGAAUAGAAGUUAAGGUGGUUGUUAAUAUAGGUAGAUGGACUCAAGCAGAGCUUGAAAUAUUUUGUAUUUGGAUAUGAAUUUCAUGUGACAAUAAUUUAAAUUAGAAAAUGAAGCAUUUGUAAGCA